This is a messenger RNA of Botrytis fragariae, 3108 nucleotides long. RefSeq names its product putative heat shock protein 70-like protein. Gene Ontology annotation, biological process: endoplasmic reticulum unfolded protein response; cellular response to hypoxia; negative regulation of hypoxia-induced intrinsic apoptotic signaling pathway. The coding region runs from base 1 to 3108 and encodes 1035 amino acids. Gene Ontology annotation, cellular component: endoplasmic reticulum chaperone complex. NCBI's taxonomy places the organism in Eukaryota, Fungi, Ascomycota, Leotiomycetes, Helotiales, Sclerotiniaceae. The transcript has a single exon. The record is from RefSeq and is a predicted model, not a curated record. Gene Ontology annotation, molecular function: ATP binding; ATP-dependent protein folding chaperone.
AUGGCUCUUUCGAGGAGUCCCUCUGGGAAGAUCUUUUCUUCUCCAAUCUUGUCCAUAUUAUGUUUAUUUUAUAUCUUCACUUCCACAGCACUGGCUGCAUCGGCAGUUUUGGGUGUUGAUCUUGGGACAGAAUAUAUCAAGGCAGCUUUAGUGAAACCCGGUAUUCCACUCGAAAUCGUUCUCACGAAAGACUCUCGUCGAAAAGAAACAUCCGCCGUAGCUUUCAAGCCCUCGAAAAACCCAGUCAGCGGUUCGUUCCCAGAACGAGUUUACGGUUCAGAUGCGGUAGCUUUGGCUGCACGAUUUCCUGGAGAUGUCUAUCCUAACCUCAAGCCCCUCUUGGGAUUGAAGACGGAGAAUGAUCUGAUUAAAGAAUAUGGAAUUAGACACCCGGCUUUACAAUUGGAGGCGGACAAGAUACGAGGUACAGCAGCUUUCCGAAGCGGUGCAUUUGCUGCAGAUGAGCAGCCAUGGUCUGUCGAGGAAAUCUUAGCAAUGGAAUUGCAGAGCAUUCAAAAGAACGCCGAGGCUCUAGCAGGUAGCAAAGUCAAUAAUUUAGUCAUUACCGUCCCAGUCUUUUAUACCACGGAGGAGAAGAGAGCUGUUCUUUUGGCGGCAGAUUUGGCCGGUCUUCGAGUUUUGGAAUUGAUCAGUGAUGGAUUGGCUGUCGGUCUCAAUUACGCUACCUCCCGAACUUUCCCAAGCAUCAACGAAGGAGGAAAGGCCGAAUACCACAUGAUUUUUGAUAUGGGCGCCGGAUCUACAAAGGCUUCAAUCUUGCAGUUCCAAGGACGAACCGUAAAGGAUGUCGGAAAGUUCAACAAGACAAUUCAAGAAGUAAAGGUCAUUGGCAGUGGAUGGGAUAGAACGCUCGGAGGUGAUGCUCUCAACGCUGUCAUCGUCGAUGAUAUGAUUGCACAAUUUGUCGAAUCUCCCAAGGCACAAAAGGUAUCAGCAACUGCCGAGAAGGUCCAGGCUCAUGGAAGAGCUGCUGCAAAGUUGUGGAAGGAAGCCGAACGUUUACGACAAAUUCUCAGUGCCAAUGCCAAUACUCAAGCUAGUUUCGAAGGACUUUACGAAGAUGUUGAUUUCAAAUACAAGAUUAGCCGAGCUGACUUCGAAAAACUCGCCGAGGAUCAUGCUGCUCGAGUUGGUACAGUCAUUGAGAAGGCUUUAGAUCUUGCCAAUCUUGAGAUCAAGGAUCUUGAUUCUAUCAUUCUUCAUGGAGGUGCGAUCAGAACUCCAUUCGUUCAGAAAGAGCUUGAGAAGAUUGUUGGAGGUUCCGACAAGAUCCGCACCAAUGUCAAUGCCGAUGAAGCCGCCGUUUUUGGUGCUGGAUUUAGAGGUGCCGGACUCAGUCCUUCGUUCAGGGUCAAGGAAAUUCGAAGUUACGAUGGUGCUUCUUAUGCCGCUGGUAUUAAAUACACUGAUAUUCACAAGAAGCCAAGGCACAUGAGAUUAUACGAACCGACAACUAAUGUCAACGCGGAGAAGCAAUUUACUUUCGAAAAUCAUGAAGAAUUUACUGUUGAUUUCUAUCAACAUGUUGCAUCAUCCGAGAAAGUAUCGCCGGGAUCCGCAGAAAAGAAAUUGAAAGCCAUCACUACACAAAAUUUGACAGAGUCUGUAGCUCUUUUGAAAGAGAAACACAAUUGCGAGAACAAGGAUAUCAGAGUCCAUUUAAGCACUCGUGUUAGUCCUGUCAACGGUGAAAUGGAUAUCAUGAAAUUCGUCGUUGACUGUGAGGUUGAAGAGAUAGAGAAGGAGAGUAUGGUCGAUAGUGUCAAGGGACUUUUCGGAUUUGGAAAGAAAGAUCAAGCACCAUUAGAGGAUGGUAAGGAAUCUACCGACAGCUCUAGCACCACCGAAAGUUCGACUACAUCUAAAAAAGCCACCUCAUCUUCCAGCUCUAAAUCUUCCUCAAAAUCCGCCUCCGCAUCAGCCAAGGACAAGGAAGCCGCCAAGAGCAAGAAAACUUUAAUUGUCAUUCCAUUGAAAUAUGAAACAGAACUCAAAGGUCUUCCAGAAGUUCCAGCUUCCGAAAUCACCAGAAUGAAAGAUCGUAUCGCUGCGUUUGAUGAUUCCGACCGAUCCCGUCGUUUACGCGAAGAAGCUUUGAACCAAUUGGAAGGAUUCACAUACAAGGCAAGAGACUUCCUUGACAAUGAAGAAUUCGUCGCCGCAUCUACCGAAGCCGAACGAUCAGAUCUAGAGAGCAAAUCUAAGGCGGCAAGUGAAUGGAUUUAUUCUGGUGGUGCCGAUGCAUCUCGUGAUGAACUUAAAGCCAAACUCAAGGAAAUGAAAGACAUCGUUACACCAAUUCAAAAGCGAAGAGAAGAAGCCGCUGGCCGACCUGAACAUUUGAAAUCUCUCAAGGACGCACUAGAGCAAACUAAAUCGUUCAUUGCCGGUGUAAGAGAGCAAAUCAAAAAUGAAACAGAGGCCCAUUCUUCCUUCAGCGCAUCUAAAUCCAGCGCUUCAGCCAGUUCCGAAACAGCAUCCACAGCCACUGUUGAUGAUUUCGCCGAUCUCGAAGAUGAAGAGAAUGCUGGUUCCGCUUCAUCAACAGUAACUGCUCCUCCCGAAGAAGAAACUAUGGAGCCACCAGUCUACAACGAAGCUGAUCUCGCAGCUCCUCAAGCACUUUACGAUGAUAUCUCUCAAUGGCUCUCGGAACUUGUCGCUCAACAAGAAAAACUCGCUGCUACAGCUGACCCUGUUCUUCUUAUCAAGGAUCUCGCCGAAAAGACCAAACAACUUCAAGAUAUUGGUGUAGAACUCAUCAUGAAGAGUAUGAAACAACCAUACAAGACUGCUCGCAAGCCAACUAGCAAACCCGAGAAGAAGAAGUCCACAAAAUCGAAGUCAAAGACGAAGAAGAGUAAGAAGACUGGAACUGCAACUGCUGAUGGAGCAGAUGCGACAAUUGAUCUGGGCUUUGGAGGACCAGAUGGAAAGGCUGGAAAGGGUGAUGAAGGAACCGAAGGAAAGCCUAUUUUCAAGGUGGGGGAGAAUGAUGAGAUGCCUAGUGAAGAACAAAUUUUGGAAGCAAUUAGAAAGGCAAAGGAUGAUAAGAAGGAAGAAGGGGUUAAGCAUGAAGAACUGUAG